AUACAUUUGGUUGUUCAAGACAACGACGAGGCUGGAGCCUUCAGGCUCUGUCAGCUGCCAUGUGUUAAUCUCUGCUCCCGAUGCCACAUUGAUAUGACGGCAUCCGAUGAGAAAUUCCCUAUUCACAAAAACGACUCGGCUCUCUUAUCAACCCGUCUGAUUUCCUCUUCACUUGGAAACGGCAUAGCGGCUUCAGAAUCAGCAGUUUCUCAACUUGAUUUGGAACCUGAUACGUCCUCAGACACUUCCAAGAUGGAUGUAAUUUUAAGCAGCGAUAAUACCGUUACUAAGAUCCAGGAUAAAAAUCAACAGCUGGAGACAAAUUUGCAGUCGAUGGAGAAUGCAACUCAUAGAGUUUCGACUAGAAUCUGCACACGGACCAUGCAGCCCGUUGCAUUCAGUGUACUAGCAGGUUUACAGGAGCCAACGCUAAACUUAUCUCGACCUCAGGCUUCUAAGCCAGGCACCGCUUCAAAUGGCUGCCACAAAGAUAUUUUGCAAACGAUGUCUAUUGCUUUACACCUCUCAGUCUCCAACACGGUCAAUAUGAUUAAAUCUUUUUAUCCAUUUGCGGUCAGACUCUGA
This is a messenger RNA of Protopolystoma xenopodis, 585 nucleotides long. The record is from the annotation of a GenBank genome assembly. NCBI's taxonomy places the organism in Eukaryota, Metazoa, Platyhelminthes, Monogenea, Polystomatidea, Polystomatidae.